Arctia plantaginis is the source of this 225-nucleotide messenger RNA. NCBI's taxonomy places the organism in Eukaryota, Metazoa, Arthropoda, Insecta, Lepidoptera, Erebidae. The record is from the annotation of a GenBank genome assembly.
AUGGACACGCUGCCUUCGUUGCGCCCUACGCUCUUAGUAGCCCUCGCUCUCUCCUACGGAUACAACACUCCUCUGCUGGCUGACUCCGGCCUUGGCUACGCCAGUCACGGUCACUACCUGUACAAGCGCUCACGGGGCUUUACGCUCACCGCCUACCGUUUGCUGUUUUACAUCAGUCCCGCGUUGACGUACACACCAGUCCCUCGGUCAUUAACCACGGUGUAG